GGAGGCUAUGGAUUUAUAGUAAGUGCUGCCUUGCCUUUUUGUGGGAUACUGCCGAACUUUUCAUCCGAUUUAUUAGGGUUCUCACGUAGCGAAGGCCCUCUUCGAGCGUGGUCAUUUCGUACGCAUCGCUAGCGAUACCUCUUCAUCUCCCUUCGCAGAAAAAAUCAGCACCGAGGUCCUUGUCGGGAACGUGUGUGACCCAUCCUUUUGCGAGCGUGCCGUGAGAGGAAUCGACACUGUCCUUCACUUCGCGGCCAACAUGGGUGGCAUGGGGGUCAUCCACGAAGAGAAUGAAUUGAUGAUAUAUCGGGAUAAUCUGACCAUGACGCAUAACAUGCUCUCUGCGUCUCGUCUCGCAGGUGUACGCUCCUUCUUCUAUGCGUCCUCAGCUUGCGUGUACCCUGUAUCCCUACAAGGGGAUUCCCAAGCUGACGUUUUCCUGAAGGAAAGCGACACUUGGAAGGACUGCGCACCACCCAACCCCCAGGGUCUCUACGGUUUGGAGAAACUCUCCUCGGAGCUACUGCUGUUGCACGGCGGGGGAGACAUGGAUAUUCGCAUUGCCCGUUUCCACAAUGUGUAUGGACCUCGUGGCGCGUGGAUGGACGGCCGCGAGAAAGUUCCCGCUGCAUUGAUCCGAAAGGCACUCGCAGCAGCAGCGCUGCAGGAGGCCACUCUGACACUGGAAAUUUGGGGGGACGGAAAACAGCGCCGCAGUUUCCUUUACAUCGACGACUGUGUCGAUGCAGUCCUGCUACUUCUUAAUUCCUCGUGCAGGGACCCCCUCAACAUCGGUUCAGACCGCUCCGUAACGAUCGAUUAUCUGGCAGAAGUUGCGUGCUCAUGCGCAGGACUGCAAACGAAAGAUGUCCGGUUUAAUCACGUUGAAGCUUCUGGGCUGGUCGGUGUGUCGGCACGGAACUCAGACAACACGUCCAUCCAGGGAACACUGGGGUGGUCUCCCAAGGUAUCGUUGGAGGAUGGGAUUAAAAGGACCACCGAAUGGAUCAAGGAUGAAAUGCAGAAGAUGUUUGUAGCUAUCACUGAUGAGGAACGCGCACUUGCGCUGCGGAACCUUAAACGCAGUCGAGUACUCGCUUUAUCAAGCGGAUACAUCACAUUUGCAGUCCUCCUUCCAAUCACUUCCCGUGGUUCGGAACCUCCGACUCGGUGCCUGUCCACGUUGAGUACAUUUGCCGAAUCACUUCAGAACACUACGUGGCGGGACACACAUCAAAUAGGUGGUCUCCGCUUCAAGGUCAAGGUCUAUCUUGCCAUCGAUGAGGACGAUCCAGUUCUCAGGAAAUGUGACGACACCGGGGUCAACGUUGCUGAAGCCGUCCUUCUGUCGAAGAACAUCACUUCCGUUGCUAUCGAGAUAUGCAACCAGCCGCCUGGCCACGUAUGUGCUAUCUGGCGCCAAUGUGCAGAGCGGGCUAUGAAGGAUGGGUGCGAUUAUUUUGUUCUGAUGGGAGAUGACGUUGUAUUGGAGGACGAAGGCUGGAUGCGAGUUGUGCAUGCCGAGUUCCUCGAAAUAUCCAAACGUCAACACGUUCCCAAUGGUUUUGGCUGCGUUGCCUUCACCGACAUCACGUUCCCCGGGUUUCCUACCUUCCCAAUCAUCCACCGCACCCACAUGGACAUUUUUUCCGGGCGUGUAGUUCCGGACAACUUCAUUAAUCAAGACGGAGAUCCGUUCCUCUACCAGCUCUACCGUCGCUGGAACUGCUCUGCGAUGGUUCCGUUACGGAUUUCGAAUGUAAUCGGCGGUGCCCGCCUAGCACGGUAUGAUAAACAACACGCUGAUGGCUGGAGAUUUGGGCCACUGGACAAGGCUACAGACGCCACUGAGCGGUGGCUGCUACAGCACUGCCCAGUUGCCCCAAGGUUGUUGACGAUUGACGUGGUCAUUCCAAGCUAUCGCGUACAACUCCCUUUUCUGGAUCGCAUACUUAGCCUUCAGUCGUCCUCGGCAUGUGUCGUGAUGUUCAUCAUCAUUGUCGACGAUCCAUGUGCAUCGUCAAUAUGUGAAUUGGAAAAGAAGUAUGGCUGCCGGCCGGACGUUUGUAUCCGCGUCAAUACCGAGAACUUGGGCGCCUCAGCCUCGCGCAACAGAGGCAUGAAGGAGUCGGCCGCUGAUUGGAUCGUAUUUCUCGACGAUGACGUACAUCCGGAUCCAAGCCUCCUUCAAGAAGCCGAAAGAGUUAUUCGCGAACACCCCAAAGCGGCUGGUUUUAUAGGGUGUACAUACUUCCCGCCCGCAGAAACAAUCUUCGAGACUGCCGUGCACCUGGCAGGGGUUUCGUAUUUCUGGGAUAUCGCAGAGAAGAUGGCAGGUGAAAGCGACAUGCCAUGGGGCGUAACCGCGAAUAUCAUCGUACGCCGCGUCGAAGAUGGGGUAGAGUUUGGAUUGCAGUUUCCGAAGACGGGUGGAGGUGAAGAUAUCGAUUUCAUUCGCCAGAAAAGGGAGUAUUCGAUUUCCCAUGGAGGAGAGGGCUUCCAUGCCGCCCCGAAUGUUUUAGCCACUCACCCAUGGUGGAACGGCGGGAAAAGGUCAUACUGGCGUUUUUACUGGUGGUCCAAAGGCGAUGGUCAGCUUAUCAAGAUGUACCCUGACUUGACCUACAUGGAUCAUGCUCCCAACAGCGCGGAGCUCCUCCUACUGAGCUUGGUACUGGCACUGGCCGGUUCGGUGGUAUAUGCUUUUGCUGGCGUCAAUUUACCGCUUAUCCUCGGAAUUCAUCUUGCAGCAGCGACGUUCAUAGGAAACAUUGCGCACGACGUGUUUCGCCAUCUUUGGAGAGACACAGCUCGCGCAGCUCGCCACAACUCCACGAUCACUGGUUCAAAAUGGCCCCUGGCGGUGCUUGAAAGCGCCAUAAUUAGGAUGACGAGUGAGAUGGGCCGCCAGGUCGGCCAGCUGGAGAGGAAAGAGUUUCUCCCUGGGAGACGCUUCGAAUGGUUCACACACAGAGCAGGGUCUGGGCCAAGAGAUGAAGAGAGGUUGAAUUCCAGGCAGAGAUUUAUCGUCGUAGUUGGUAUUCUUGCCGUCAGUCUUGCUAGUGUGUAUCAGUAAGUUCUCUUCGAAGCUCUCGCGUAGUAUGCAUGUCAGUCUUUCCCCUUCUUCCGAUAGUUUCUCUGUAUGCUUGUCCUGUCCUUGUCCAAUGCCGCAUUUUCGGUACCUUCCACCUUGCGCUAAAUCUUACAGUACCUAGCCUUCGUUCGGCCUGGAACCUGACGCGCGCGACGGGACGGCAACGUGAGAAUCAGCCGCACCUGGUGGCAUUGCGGUCUGUCUUAGUGCAGUCCUUCGGUUGGCCCGCAACG
Molecule: messenger RNA, 3327 nt
Organism: Pisolithus orientalis
Lineage: Eukaryota; Fungi; Basidiomycota; Agaricomycetes; Boletales; Pisolithaceae
Product: glycosyltransferase family 2 protein
Exons: 1
Coding region: 260-3076 (938 amino acids)
Source: RefSeq, a predicted model, not a curated record